This is a messenger RNA of Aspergillus glaucus CBS 516.65, 1392 nucleotides long. RefSeq lists its product as uncharacterized. The record is from RefSeq and is a predicted model, not a curated record. The transcript is spliced from 2 exons. Lineage: Eukaryota; Fungi; Ascomycota; Eurotiomycetes; Eurotiales; Aspergillaceae. The coding region runs from base 1 to 1392 and encodes 463 amino acids.
AUGCCUCAUCCACCUAUCAUUAUACCUCCCAUCACCAAAACGUGUCCGACAUGCCACCAGACUAAACCCGAGGACCAGUUCCGUAGAGUGGGUACGAAUACGGCUGUUAAGAACUGUCUUGCUUGUCGGGAUCGCUAUCGACCGGGUCGAAAGAGGCUAUCCGAGGAGUCUGUGGUUGUUUUUGAUAGUACACCUCUGCCGACGAAUAGCAAUACUUCAACUAAUUCCUAUCAACCUAUUACUCCUCGUCCUACUCAGCCCGUCCCUCAUGGGGGAGAACAGGAACACAGAACCCAGAACGUCUUCCGUGUCGAGCCUCCCAAGCGCAAGAAGGAGAACAGAAAGAAAAAAGACAAUCAUGAGGAAGAACCCCAGCUCGUGGAAAUCGGCUCAAUGGUUCUUGGGCCUAUGGGUCCUUCGUUCGCACUUUUACCUAGUCUUCAGUCGAACUCUCGUUCUCAGUCAAACUCCAGUUCUCGAGAGAACCGCUCAGGGACUCGAGAGCAGAGUAUUAGAACUGUCGAGUCUACUGGCCCUGAACCUCAGCCCCGGGCUUCUUCUCGUCCUCAGACAGGCCACGGCACUAAGGUUCAGGGGUAUCGGAAUAAGACUGUUGAUUUGACUGGACCUGAGAGUCAGUCCUGGGCUUCCUCUCGGUCUGUGCCGCCGCAUCCUCCGACAAGUGAUGGGGGUUUGGAUGUGCGCUCAAUGGUACUUGGACCUAUGGGUCCUUCCAUCGCUGUUUUGCCUAGUGUUCAGUCAAAGCCUCGUUCUCAGAGAAUUAGCGCUGAGACUCGGGAGCAACGGGUGAGGACUGUCGAUCUUACUACUGGACCUGAGCCUCAGUCCCGAAAUUCUUCUUCUCGGCCUCUGCCUCUGCGUCCUCAGAUAGAGCAGACACGGGAGCGCCAUACUAGUACUGUCGAUCUUACUGAACCUGAGCCUCAGUCGCGAUCUUCUUCGCGGCCUAUGCCGUCACGUCCUCGGAUAGAGCACGACGCUAAGACUCGGGAGCGCCUCAGAAACGUCAAUCCUACUGAACCUGGACCUCAGUCCCAGGGCUCUUCUACUCAGUCUCUAUUCCUGCGUCCUCAAGAGCACAGCUCAGGGUCUCGAGAGCAAUGGGUUAAAACUGUUAUUUCUACUGAACCGCAGUUCCGAGAUUCCUCUUCCCAGUCUAUGCCGCCGCGUCCUCAGACAGAGCACGGCGCUGAGAGGGAGCGACAGGUUAGAACUAUCAAUUCUACUGAACCUGAACCUCAGCCCCGGGAUGCUUCGUCUCAGCCUCCGCCGCUGCGUCCUCCGACAAAUGAGGGGGAUUUGGAGAAGUAUGUUUCUAAAUGCUGGGACGUUGGCUGUACAUCCUGUCGUUCAUACUCCUUGCGCCAUUAA